This is a messenger RNA of Thlaspi arvense, 786 nucleotides long. Lineage: Eukaryota; Viridiplantae; Streptophyta; Magnoliopsida; Brassicales; Brassicaceae. The record is from the annotation of a GenBank genome assembly.
GAUACUGUAGAAGCUUAUAGAUUCGUUGGGUAUCAUAAGCUACUGAACAAGAUGAAUCAUCAAAAUGGAUAUGGUGUGGAAGUUACUGGGUUAUCUCCAGCUGUUACUGAGAAAGAUCUCAUCGACUUCUUCUCCUUCUCUGGUGCGAUCGAACAUAUUGAUAUUGUCAAGUCGGGUGAGCAAGCGUGCACUGCUUAUGUCAUGUUCAAGGAUUCCUAUUCUCAGGAAACUGCUGUUUUACUCAGUGGCGCAACGAUAUUGGAGCAGCGCGUUUGCAUAACUCGUUGGGGACAGCAUCACCAGGAGUUUGACUUCUGGAACGGGACUCCACGGGGUUUUGAAGAUGAAACGUACUCACAUACUCCUCCUCAACGAGGUGAGUUCAACGCUGGAGAAGCAGUGACGAAAGCCCAAGAAGUCGUGAAAACAAUGCUAGCCACCGGGUUCGUGCUAGGGAAAGACGCUUUAACCAAGGCUAAAGGAUUUGACGAAUCCCACGGCGUAUCAGCUGCUGCAGCUGCUAGAGUAUCUCAACUUGACCAGAGGAUCGGUCUCACUGACAAAAUCUUCGCCGGAGUUGAAGCGGUCAGAUUGACCGACCAAAAGUACCAUGUUUCAGACAAAGCCAAAUCAGCCGUCUCUGCCACAGGUAGAACCGCGGCGGCUGCUGCAACAAGUGUUGUCAAUAGCAGUUACUUCUCCAGCGGAGCUCUUUGGCUGUCCGGUGCGUUAGAGCGGGCGUCUAAGGCUGCGUCUGAUCUUGGUAGCCGCGGCUCAAGGCAGUGA